Molecule: messenger RNA, 513 nt
Organism: Quercus lobata
Lineage: Eukaryota; Viridiplantae; Streptophyta; Magnoliopsida; Fagales; Fagaceae
Exons: 2
Coding region: 1-513 (170 amino acids)
Biological process (GO): negative regulation of catalytic activity
Molecular function (GO): pectinesterase inhibitor activity
Source: RefSeq, a predicted model, not a curated record
AUGCGUCACUUGGCAGAACCUUCUGCUCUUGCAGCAUCUCUUUCUCUUCUCAUCUCUUGCUCUUAUGGUGUCAACCCUGAUGUCCUGGCCACCAUUUGCUCCCAAACUCAAAACCAAGAAAUCUGUGAGAGUAUAUUAACAAGCGAUCCGCGUACUAGCUCGGCAGACCUCCCCACACUCUCAUUAAUAUCACUUGAGCUAACAAUGAAACAAGCUAGUGACAAUAACCAGAGUUUUACACAAUUUCGUGACAACACUACCAAUCCGUCUCUCAAAAAUGAUUUUUCCAAUUGUGUGACGCUUUACAAGGAUAUGCAAGACAAGCUCAAUGCGGCUUACCUGUUGUCAAAGCAGAGAAAGUACAAGGACAUCACUGAUUUAGGCCAGUUGACAACUCUAGCUUACAAUUGCGAAAAUGGCCUCCCUUCUGAUUCACCUACUGCUGCUAUAACCGAAGAUAUGCUCUUGACUAGCCAGACUGCAAUAAGUGUCAAUGCAUACGUUGCUACAUAA